GUUCGGAACGACACAACGGUGAAGCCAUGACGCCAAAUCAUUGAACAACUUCCACAUGGACGCGAUGACUGCGACGCGCUCGUCAUCACCUCUGCCGGCCCUCCAGGAAGAGAUGCUCAAUGCUAUGUUGUUAUUUCUACCCCUUGACGACGCCCUCUCAAUGGCCCGCACGUCAAACACUCUUCGCGAUGGUCUCCAUGCUGCGUCCACUUAUUGGACGCAUGUUACACUGACAGAAGCGACGUCGACGAUGCUGAAGCAACUGGUUCCAUUUGCGAAACACAUCCGCAGACUGACUUGCAUUAAGUCGACAGCGUCGGAAGAAGCAUGGAUUCACUUUGCGUGCCACACAAAACAUCUCGAAGUCCUGAAUGUGGCUGGUAGUAAGCACUUUUCCCACGUGGCUUUGACUGCUUUUGCCGAGUUGAACUCGUCCUCGCUUGUUGAAGUCUACGCUGACAAUUGCGCGUACAUUGCCAACACAUCGGCUUUGAAAAACUGUGCAGCCCAACUCCGUGUCUUGUCGCUCAGCCGUUGCCGUCAGUUAACGACUGCCGACAUUGUUACUCUCGUUCAGGAAGCCCCCAAGCUCACUGUGCUGAACCUCAAGGGGUGCCCUCACAUCAGUCCUGUGGAUGUGCUGACGAGUGCUACAUCGUGUUGCCCACAAUUGCAAACUCUCACCUUGGGUGGCAGCGGUCGUUUUGUCAAAGACGUCAACUUGCACCUCACUACUGCAUUCGGCUCCACUCGAUCGUUGUCCUUGGAAUAUCUGGAUCUGUCGUGCAGCAAUCCGUUUGGGUCGCGCUCGCCAUUGUCCAACGAGGGCCUUGAGCCUCUCUUGCGAUCGGCGCCGAUGCUGAAAGAACUGUCGCUGAAGGGCCACUCGAACUUGACUCGCGACGUAUUUGAAGCAAUGCCGAAAGGACUGACGUCGUUGGACUUGACUGGCUGUACGCGACUUGCACUGGACCUCAAUGCGCUGGGCAACUUCCAAGCACUCGAGCAACUCACCGUGCUCUUGUGCCCAAACGUCGACGUGACAAGUGUCCAACAUCUUCAGGACUCCAACGCCAACCUGACCAAAGUCGACAUCGAGGCAAGGCCCUCGCCGGUGGCUGUGCACUAAGUGCAUGGCUUUAGUAUUUAUAAGCCCCAAAUCUUGACUCUAUUUAUUCCGUGUCACUCUUUGUGCUUCAUGUUGGACCCAAACACGUUGAACUCCAUGGUUCACCAUGUUUGGCAUCAUGUCCCUUUCAUGAAGUGUCGCAAUGGAGUCGAAAGGUUUUUGAAUUA
Messenger RNA from Aphanomyces invadans, 1296 nucleotides. RefSeq lists its product as hypothetical. The transcript has a single exon. NCBI's taxonomy places the organism in Eukaryota, Oomycota, Saprolegniomycetes, Saprolegniales, Verrucalvaceae. The record is from RefSeq and is a predicted model, not a curated record. Gene Ontology annotation, cellular component: SCF ubiquitin ligase complex. The coding region runs from base 56 to 1129 and encodes 357 amino acids. Gene Ontology annotation, biological process: SCF-dependent proteasomal ubiquitin-dependent protein catabolic process.